This is a messenger RNA of Euleptes europaea (tarantolino), 3130 nucleotides long. It is a transcript of the gene ASAP2, whose product is annotated as ArfGAP with SH3 domain, ankyrin repeat and PH domain 2. The transcript is spliced from 28 exons. NCBI's taxonomy places the organism in Eukaryota, Metazoa, Chordata, Lepidosauria, Squamata, Sphaerodactylidae. Gene Ontology annotation, molecular function: GTPase activator activity; protein binding. The record is from RefSeq and is a predicted model, not a curated record. Bases 14 to 3097 code for a protein of 1027 amino acids. Gene Ontology annotation, biological process: positive regulation of GTPase activity. Gene Ontology annotation, cellular component: cytoplasm.
CUCCCUCCCCGCCAUGCCGGACCAGAUCUCCGUGUCGGAAUUCGUGUCCGAGACCAAUGAGGAUUACAAGGCGCCCACCGCCUCCAACUUCACCACCCGCCUGGCGCAGUGCCGGAACACCGUGGCCGCCGUCGAGGAGGCACUGGAUGUUGACAGAACUGUGCUUUAUAAAAUGAAGAAAUCUGUAAAAGCAAUAAAUAUAUCUGGUUUAGCUCAUGUGGAAAAUGAAGAACAAUAUACUCAAGCUUUGGAGAAAUUUGGAGGCAACUGUGUCUGUAGGGAUGAUCCAGACUUAGGAACAGCAUUUUUAAAAUUUGCUGUGUUUACAAAGGAAUUGACGGCACUCUUCAAAAACCUGAUCCAGAAUAUGAACAACAUAAUAACCUUUCCACUGGACAGUUUGCUGAAGGGAGAUCUAAAAGGAGUUAAAGGGGACCUGAAGAAACCAUUUGAUAAAGCUUGGAAAGACUAUGAAACAAAAGUGACAAAAAUAGAAAAAGAGAAAAAGGAACAUGCUAAAUUGCAUGGAAUGAUCCGCACAGAAAUAAGUGGGGCGGAAAUAGCUGAAGAGAUGGAAAAAGAGAGAAGGUUCUUCCAGUUACAAAUGUGUGAGUACCUGUUGAAAGUAAAUGAAAUCAAGAUUAAGAAAGGAGUUGACUUGCUUCAAAACCUUAUCAAGUAUUUCCACGCACAGUGCAACUUCUUUCAGGAUGGUCUGAAAGCUGUUGAAAGCCUCAAACCUUCAAUAGAAAAGUUGUCCACAGACCUUCACACAAUCAAGCAAGCACAAGAUGAAGAAAGGAAACAAUUAAUUCAACUUAGGGAUAUUUUAAAAUCUGCACUUCAAGUUGAUCAGAAAGAGGAUUCUCAGCUCCGUCAGAGUACCACGUACAGUUUACACCAGCCUCAGGGAAAUAAGGAGCAUGGCACGGAGAGAGAUGGGAGCCUCUAUAAGAAAAGUGAUGGAAUCAGAAAAGUGUGGCAGAAGAGGAAAUGCACAGUUAAAAAUGGUUUCCUUACCAUUUCCCAUGGUACAGCAAACCGACCUCCUGCAAAGCUCAAUCUGUUAACUUGCCAAGUGAAAACAAACCCAGAGGAGAAAAAAUGUUUUGACCUCAUAUCACAUGACAGAACAUAUCAUUUCCAAGCGGAGGAUGAACAGGAUUGCCAAAUCUGGAUAUCUGUGCUACAGAACAGUAAAGAAGAAGCUUUGAAUAACGCGUUCAAAGGCGACGACAACACAGGAGAAAAUAACAUUGUCCAAGAACUGACAAAAGAAAUCAUCUCUGAUGUGCAGAGGAUGCCUGGAAAUGAUAUGUGCUGUGACUGCGGAGCACAAGAUCCUACAUGGCUCUCAACCAACCUGGGCAUUUUAACUUGUAUCGAGUGCUCAGGAAUUCACCGAGAACUUGGUGUCCACUAUUCCAGAAUGCAGUCGCUCACAUUAGAUGUGCUGGGAACAUCUGAACUGCUGCUUGCCAAGAAUAUUGGGAAUGCAGGAUUUAAUGAGAUUAUGGAAUUUUGCCUUCCUGGAGACGAGAUAGUCAAACCCAAUCCAAGCAGUGACAUGAAUGCAAGAAAAGAUUAUAUUAAUGCCAAAUAUAUUGAAAGAAAAUAUGCAAGGAAAAAAUACUCUGAUACAGUGGCUAAGCUACAAAGUCUCUGUGAAGCAGUCAAAACAAGAGACAUUUUUGGACUGGUCCAAGUAUAUGCUGAUGGUGUGGAUCUAACUGAGAAAAUUCCACUAGCAAAUGGACAUGAACAAGAUGAAACUGCCCUUCAUCUCGCAGUAAGAUCAGUUGAUCGGACCUCGCUUCACAUAGUUGACUUCUUGGUGCAGAAUAGUGGAAACCUCGACAAGCAGACGUGUAAAGGCAGCACUGCUCUCCAUUACUGCUGUUUGACAGAUAAUGUUGAAUGCCUCAAACUACUUCUGAGAGGGAAAGCUUCUAUCGAAAUAGCUAACGAAGCUGGAGAGACGCCACUUGAUAUAGCUAAACGUUUAAAACAUACACGGUGUGAAGAGCUGUUGACCCAGGCUUUGGCUGGAAGGCUUAAUUCCCAUGUCCAUGUCGAAUAUGAAUGGCGGCUACUUCAUGAAGACCUGGACGAAAGUGAUGAUGAUGUGGAUGAAAAGUUGCAGCAGCCAAGCCCCAAUCGAAGAGAGGACAGGCCUGUCAGUUUCUACCAGCUAGGAUCUGGCCAACUUCAGCCAAACGUGGCAUCUUUGGCAAGAGAUGCUGCCAACAUAGCCAAGGACAAGCAAAGGGGCUUCAUGCCCAGCCUCUUGCAGAAUGAGACCUACGGAGCUAUACUCAGCAGCAGUCCUCCUUCCACCCAGACUCUGGCUUCUGUCACAAGUGCACCGCCUUUGCCUCCCAGGAAUGUCGGAAAAGUUCAGUCUUCAUUUCUUGGCAGUGCUGUUCAGACAACUCCUUCACCGAACACACUGUGGAAGACAAAUUCAUUAGGAAUGGAAAGCAUAAGCAGGCAGAGGUCUUCAUCUGAUCCACCAACUGUCCAUCCCCCUGUUCCGCCAUUGCGUGUAACAUCUACAAGUAUCCUUUCUUCAACACAACCUCCAGUUGUGAAGACAGCCAGUGUGCUGGAAACUUUGAGCCACCAAUCAAAACAGCAAGCUGUACCACAGUCCAAACCUACACCACCUCCGCUUCCUCCCCAGCCUCCAAGUCGAAUUUCUCAGAAAAAGCCUUCUUCUGGGACUGACAAGUCAUCCAGCUCAGCUAACAAGGGGCAGAACAAAGGAGCUGGAUCGUCACAGCAGUCCUGUGGAGAGUCUUUGUCUGUGUCUGAGACGCCUGGAUCACAAAUUGCCCCUUCUGCAAACAUGUCUGUACCGAUCCAACCUCCAGCUCCAAUGCCAAGGAAGUCCCAAGUAUCAAAAACAAAACCCAAAAGAGUGAAAGCAAUUUACAACUGUGUAGCAGAUAAUCCAGAUGAGCUAACGUUUUCAGAGGGUGAUAUAAUCAUAGUUGAUGGUGAGGAAGAUCAGGAAUGGUGGAUUGGGCAUAUUGAUGGUGAACCUAACCGAAAAGGAGCUUUCCCUGUAUCAUUUGUGCACUUUAUUGUUGACUGAACUGCCUCUUGCACAUGGAGAGACUUUCACUUC